AUGUCUUUGGCACCACAGCAGACCGCAGAGGAUUCCAAGCACUUUUUCAAGCCGAUUGGAGAAUACGUUGCCGACCAUGAUCAGGCUGCUCCAUCUGCUUCGCUAGCCGAUGCGGCUACUGCCGACGCGGGCGAGCAAAAGAUGGUCGAAGAGAUCAGCUCGCUCUGCAUGGAAUGCCACAAAGAAGGCACCACGCGCAUGCUGCUCACCUACAUCCCUUACUUCCGCGAGGUCAUCGUUGUCUCGUUCUUCUGUCCUCACUGCGGCAAUCGCAAUAGCGAGAUUCAGUCCGCUGGUCAGAUUCAGCAAAAAGGCUGUCUCUACACUGUUCACGUCACCAACACCGCUGACCUUAACCGCCAGGUGGUCAAGUCCGAAUUCUGCACCGUCAACAUUCCCGAGCUCCAGAUCGAGAUUCCGCCCAAGAAAGGUCAGCUCACCACCAUCGAAGGUGUCAUCUCGGACACGCUUCGUGAUUUGGAACUGGACCAGCCGUUGCGCAAGCACAUGCAGCCGGACGCAUAUGCCAAGAUCGAGCAGAUCUGCGACAAGCUCCGAGACAUUUUGGGCGAGGACAAAGCGUCAGAACAAGAUCAAGUCAAUGCCGAUGAUGAAAAUGUCUCGUCAGGCUUGCGCAGUCUCGGUCCCGUGGGAGCUAGCUCGUCGUCGAUGAGUGCCGAAGAAAAGGACAAGCGCAAAGUGCCUGCUUUCUCGAUCCGCCUCGACGAUCCAUCUGGCAACUCGUUUGUUGAAUUCAUGGGCGAUGUUCAGGGGCGCGGCAUGUCGGACGCAAAGUGGAGCAAGCGCGACUACCCACGUUCCAAAGAGCAGAACGAGCUUCUCGGUCUUUCCGGUCCGGCGGCUCUCGGCAACCAGGAUGACAACGACGAGCAAGUGCACACCACCGGUUUCGACAAGAACGCCGGCGAGACCGAGUUUGACAAUGAAGAAGUCUAUACGUUUGCCGGUACAUGCUCGUCCUGUAACGCGCCUCUGGAAACACGCAUGAAAAAGGUCAACAUUCCCUACUUCAAGGACAUUCUCAUCAUGUCGACCAACUGCGAAAACUGCGGGUACAAGGACAACGAAGUCAAGUCCGGUGCUGCGAUUUCCGAACAGGGUCGAAAGCUCACGCUCAAAGUUCAAGACAAGGAGGAUCUCUCGAGAGACGUGCUCAAAUCCGAAACUGCCGGUUUUGCAAUUCCCGAGAUCGACCUGCAUCUGUCACCGGGAACGCUCGGUGGACGAUUCACGACACUGGAAGGUCUGUUGCAACAGGUGUACGACGAGCUGUCCGAACGCGUCCUGAUGCGCGGCGAUUCGUCAUCUCAGGCGGCUACGUUUGAAGGCUUCUUGGGCAAGCUCAAGAGCGUCAUCAGCUGUGAGACGUUGCCGUAUACCGUCAUCCUGGACGAUCCGUUGGCCAACUCGUACAUUCAAAAUCCCUAUGCUCCCGAUCCGGACGAGCAGAUCGUCGAGCAGAGAUACACCAGGACGUACGACCAGAACGAGGAUUUGGGUCUCAACGAUAUCAAUGUCGAUAACUACCAGCACGACGUUCCGGCCCAGACUGCUCCUAACACGCUUGUCUGA
This is a messenger RNA of Mycosarcoma maydis (corn smut), 1593 nucleotides long. RefSeq names its product putative protein binds to translation elongation factor eEF-1. The record is from RefSeq and is a predicted model, not a curated record. Bases 1 to 1593 code for a protein of 530 amino acids. The transcript has a single exon. Gene Ontology annotation, molecular function: zinc ion binding. NCBI's taxonomy places the organism in Eukaryota, Fungi, Basidiomycota, Ustilaginomycetes, Ustilaginales. Gene Ontology annotation, cellular component: nucleus; cytoplasm.